GUAUGUAUUAUGAACUUUUCUAUUACUUACAGAGGGCUGCAACGCUUAUGGCCAUGCUUGUUACGGUGGACAUGGAAAACGUUCACUGGGCUCAUUGAAGGAUGAGAUGCGGGUGAAUAAUGCGUACAGAAACGAGAGAGAGUUAUUAAGUCCAGACGAGCUACUACAGGUCAUGCCCAACGAAGCGACAGCACUAUUGCCAGAAGGGGAAAUUGAAACGUUUCCCAGAUAUCGACUCAUCAAGAUUAUGAGGUCAUUGUUGAGCGGACACCUGAAACGACCUAACGAAAUCGACUACCCCAUUUCAGCUGAGACAUUCAGCCGGGACAACAGCAACGACUUCAACUGAGAUGCCAAACAAAUUUCAACUACCCCCCAGCGAACCAUAUAGCCUAUUUAAUUUAUCUAACCACAGACACACACAAAUGGGAACGAAAAACAAAUUGCAUUUGACUGCAAAAAAAAUUAAACUCACAAUUAACAAUGGAAAUUUAUUUUUAUUUUAUCAAGGAUGAAAAUGUAACUAAAAAAAAAUAUGUAAGAAUGUUAACAAAGAUAGCAAAUACAGGUAUAAAAAAUA
Messenger RNA from Rhagoletis zephyria (snowberry fruit fly), 580 nucleotides. RefSeq lists its product as uncharacterized. Lineage: Eukaryota; Metazoa; Arthropoda; Insecta; Diptera; Tephritidae. The record is from RefSeq and is a predicted model, not a curated record.